AUGCCAGCCACGGAGAUGCAGCUGAUGGAGAUGGACAUGGUUCAGGGCAUGUACGACUCGUACGAGCUGUGCAGCACGGAACCGCCAACGUACUCUGUCUUACUCGCUGCCACCGCGGACGACGCACCGGAGCUGCGCGUGACGAUUGUGUACGACACGGAGGACUACCCAGAGACCGCGCCCCCCACCGUGCGGCUCGAGCACAUCGCCAAGAACCGCCGCAUGCAAACGACAGCCCUCACAAAGGAGGUUGAGGAGCUCUGUGCGGAGCACAUCGGCAUGCAUAGCGUCAUCUCCGUCCUGCAGAGGGUGCAGGAGCACCUCACUGACUACGUCGCAACGGAGGAAAAGGCGGAGCUGCAGCGUCGUGGCGACGCGUUGUCGAGCGCUGCUGCCGCUGCGGCCGCUCCUGACCCCACGCUGCGUAUCGGCACCGCCGUUACGCGUGAGCUGUUCGAGGGCUGGAGCAAGAAGCACAUGGCGGAAAAGCUGCGGUUGCGGGAGACGUUCGAAAAGAAAGCUACCGGGAAGCUGACGGGCCGUCAGAUGUGGGACGACACGAUUAAGAACGCCGACUGGGAGCUCUUUGACGGCUCCGACGGCGAGCAGGAUGCGGACUUCUACGCAACGGCGCACGCCGGCGAUGAUGAUGAGGAGGAGGAGGUAGAGUACGACUUAGACGACCCUGAGGAGGCGUAG
Messenger RNA from Trypanosoma grayi, 699 nucleotides. RefSeq names its product RWD domain containing 1. Gene Ontology annotation, biological process: cytoplasmic translation. Bases 1 to 699 code for a protein of 232 amino acids. Gene Ontology annotation, molecular function: protein binding. The record is from RefSeq and is a predicted model, not a curated record. Lineage: Eukaryota; Euglenozoa; Kinetoplastea; Trypanosomatida; Trypanosomatidae. The transcript has a single exon.